AUGGGGAAAACACGUGGUAUGGGAGCUGCCCGCAAGUUGAAGUCUCACCGUAGAAGGCAGAGAUGGGCUGAUAAAGCAUACAAGAAAUCACAUCUUGGAAAUGAAUGGAAAAAGCCAUUCGCUGGAUCCUCUCAUGCUAAAGGCAUUGUUCUAGAAAAAAUUGGGAUUGAGGCUAAACAACCAAACUCUGCUAUUAGAAAAUGUGCUCGAGUUCAACUAAUCAAAAAUGGAAAGAAGAUUGCGGCCUUUGUGCCAAAUGAUGGUUGCUUGAACUAUAUUGAAGAAAAUGAUGAAGUGCUUAUUGCUGGUUUUGGCCGAAAAGGGCAUGCUGUUGGAGAUAUUCCUGGAGUUAGAUUUAAGGUUGUGAAGGUAUCUGGGGUGUCUCUUCUUGCCCUCUUCAAAGAGAAGAAGGAGAAGCCUAGGUCUUGA
Sphenostylis stenocarpa is the source of this 429-nucleotide messenger RNA. The record is from the annotation of a GenBank genome assembly. NCBI's taxonomy places the organism in Eukaryota, Viridiplantae, Streptophyta, Magnoliopsida, Fabales, Fabaceae.